CCAGUCUGAGUCUGUGAGUCGCCUCGGCGGAGUCGAUCCUCCGCCUACCCCCUGCACCAAGUGAGCCGAGUGUGUAUCACCGGGCAGAAGGAGCCGCACGUGAAGAGAUGGCGGACGAGGCCUCGGGGGCACAGGAUUUCUCCACCCCAGGCUGUGGAGAGUCCCCUGGCAUGAAGGACAGGACCUUGCACCCGCCAUCAGCCACCCAAGUGUCAGGAGAGAUGGAUAAGCCACUGAUCAGCUGCCGCCUGGUGGACAGUGAUGGGAGCCUUGCCGAGACCCCCAGUGAGGCCCCCAAAGUGGGCAUCCUGGGCAGCGGGGACUUUGCCCGCUCCCUGGUCACACGCCUGGUGGGCUCUGGCUUUAGCGUGGUGGUGGGGAGCCGCAACCCCAAACGCACGGCGGGGCUGUUCCCCUCAGCGGCACAAGUGACUUUCCAGGCGGAGGCAGUGGACUCCCCUGACGUCAUCUUCGUGGCCAUGUUCCGGGAGCACUACUCCUCGCUGUGUGGCCUCAGUGACCAGCUGGCUGGCAAGAUCCUCGUGGACGUGAGCAACCCCACAGAGCAGGAGCACCUCCGGCACCGCGAAUCCAAUGCAGAGUACCUGGCUUCCCUCUUCCCUACAUGCACAGUGGUCAAGGCCUUCAAUGUUAUCUCUGCCUGGACCCUGCAGUCUGGCCCAAGGGAUGGGAACAGACAGGUGCCCAUCUGCAGUGACCACCCGGAAGCCAAGCGGGCGGUCUCGGAGAUGGUGCAGGCCAUGGGCUUCAUGCCUGUGGACAUGGGGUCCCUGGUCUCCGCCCGGGAGGUGGAAGCCAUGCCCCUGCGCCUUCUCCCAGGCUGGAAGGUGCCUGCCCUCCUGGCUCUGGGGCUCUUCAUCUUCUUCUACAUCUACAACUUUGUCCGGGACGUCCUGCAGCCCUACGUGCGGGAUGGCAAGAGCAAAUUCUACAAGCUGCCCGUGUCCGUGGUCAACACGACGCUGCCGUGCGUGGCCUAUGUGCUGCUGUCCCUGGUGUACCUGCCCGGCGUGUUGGCAGCUGCCCUGCAGCUGCACCGUGGCACCAAGUACCGCCGCUUCCCGGACUGGCUGGACCACUGGCUGCAGCACCGCAAGCAGAUAGGCCUGCUGAGUUUCUUCUGUGCUGCGCUGCACGCGCUCUACAGCUUCUGCCUGCCCCUGGGCCGCGUCAACCGCUACGAGGUGGUCAACCUCGCCAUCAAACAGGUCUUGGCCAACAAGAGUCAUCUGUGGAUCGAGGAGGAGGUCUGGCGGAUGGAGAUCUACCUAUCCCUGGGAGUAUUGGCCCUUGGUACACUGUCCCAGCUGGCUGUCACGUCACUGCCCUCUAUUGCAAACUCGCUCAACUGGAGGGAGUUCAGCUUCGUUCAGUCCACUCUGGGCUUUGUGGCCCUGGUGCUGAGCACCUUGCACACACUCACCUAUGGCUGGACCCGCGCCUUUGAAGACAGCCAUUACAAGUUCUACCUGCCUCCCACGUUCACGCUCACGCUGCUGGUGCCCUGCGUCGUGAUCCUGGCCAAAGGCCUCUUCCUGCUCCCCUGCUUCCGCCGCAAGCUCUCCAGAAUCCGGAGGGGCUGGGAGAAGGAUGGUGGCGUCAAGUUUGCUCUGCCAGCGGACCACACCUUGGCCCAGAAGACGAGCCACGUGUGAGGUGCCUGCCUCUGGCCCCAGAAACCAGACGCAGGCCGGACAGUACCCCUGGGCCUGUCAGGGCUGCUUUUCUGGAUCGUGCGGUAUGGUGAAAUUGGGCGCAGAGCGGUGGUUGGAGGUCUGAAUUCCUGGGACCCUGAUGUACGCGGUGUAAUAUUCAGAAGGGCACACACGCGGGUGUGACAUAGGUGUUCGUAUAGAUUUCAUAUAUAUAACGGGAUUUGCAUUUAUA
Messenger RNA from Mustela lutreola (European mink), 1908 nucleotides. RefSeq names its product STEAP3 metalloreductase (gene STEAP3). Gene Ontology annotation, molecular function: cupric reductase (NADH) activity; ferric-chelate reductase (NADPH) activity. NCBI's taxonomy places the organism in Eukaryota, Metazoa, Chordata, Mammalia, Carnivora, Mustelidae. Gene Ontology annotation, cellular component: plasma membrane; endosome. The record is from RefSeq and is a predicted model, not a curated record. Gene Ontology annotation, biological process: copper ion import. Bases 108 to 1676 code for a protein of 522 amino acids. The transcript is spliced from 5 exons.